UCGUGCCAAGCACAGACGUAAGAGAGGUGAAGGAGGUGGACCCGAAGGAGUUGGGCUAGCUUUAAUAAAACACUUUAAACAUAGCUAGCUAAGUUGUAACCUCUCGCUUUAGCCGAUGGCUGCUUUAAUUUAGAUUCGUGAAUCAACACGUUUUAUUUUUGCCAAAGUCACGGACAUGGUUGAGAAGAUAGCUCGUAGUUAACUUGUUGCUGAAGUGUUUACCGUGGUUACCACCACUCCGGUGUAGCCGUUACCUCUCCAGCCCCGGGGCCUUCUCUCUUCUGCCUCUCAACUAACCUCGAUCUGGAAAGAUGGUGUCGUGGAUGAUCUCCAGAAGCGUUGUGCUCGUCUUCGGGACCCUGUAUCCUGCCUACUAUUCAUACAAAGCAGUGAAAACCAAAAAUGUCAAGGAAUAUGUCCGUUGGAUGAUGUACUGGAUUGUGUUUGCUCUCUACACUGUAGUGGAGACCAUCACAGACCUCACUGUAGCCUGGUUCCCCCUGUACUAUGAGAUCAAGAUGGCAUUUGUUAUCUGGCUGCUGUCUCCUUACACCAGAGGAGCCAGUCUCAUCUACAGGAAGUGCCUCCAUCCUCUACUGUCCUCCAGAGAGAGGGAGAUAGAUGAGUACAUUGUCCAGGCCAAGGAGCGUAGCUACGAGACCAUGGUGACCUUCGGCAAGCAGGGCCUCAGUAUCGCCGCUACUGCAGCUGUCUCCGCAGCUGUCAAGGGCCAGGGGGCGAUCACAGAGAAGCUGAGGAGCUUCAGCAUGCACGACCUGACUCAGAUACCCCUCGACGACGCAGCAGCCAAUCAGAUCUAUACAGCCCAUGCCGGCAACCCUGCCAUGAGCAGGAGGGCGCUCGCCGCAAACUCGACCGACAGACCAGAGUACUAUGCCUAUGAGCAGGAGGACAGGACAGAUGAGGAGGGGGAGCAGCUUUUCUCAGAGGACGAGGCUGUCACCCAGAGAGGUCUGAGGAGGUCCCAGAGUGUCAAGAUCGUACGCUCUAAAGCCCGCAAAGAUGCCCGUUAUGGAUCUCUGAAGAUUAAAGGGAAGCGGAGGCCUGUCCUGACUGCUGCUACCUACAGUGCAAUGUUAACGAACACUCCAGGAGAAGAGACUGCUGGCUGAUUACCAUGGAUUCCCUUCUGUACUGCACUACUGUUGACCAGAGCACUGUAGGCCCAAAGUAGUGCACUGUGGGCCCAAAAUAGUGCACUACUGUUGACCAGAGCACUGUGGGCCCAAAGUAGUGCACUGUGGGCCCUGGCCAACAGUAGUGCACAAUGGGCCCUGGUCAACAGUAGUGCACUGUGGGCCCUGGCCAACAGUAGUGCACUAGAAAGGGAAUAGGCUUUUGGGACGGACCAGGAAGUCGGGCAACAAUUCAGGAAGGACUGCUGACGUCUCCAACAUCCAUAUCAGUGACUAGCUAUUGACGUUCUAGGACAUCCAUUUUAUGGAGAACGAUGCUGAGGAACGGUUCUCCCAGGUGUGUUUGUAAACUGUCCUGGGGUCUGUUCUAUUCAUGCUGGGGAGCAUCGGCCUUUUUUUUAAUGAACCACCAACUCACUAUAUUUAUUACAUUAUUCUGACUGUUUAAACGCGUCGUACAGCGGCUGCUGUAUAGAAAACAUCUGAAGGUUUCCUGUCUUUUAGUUAGAAGGGUUUUUGUUGCUCUUGUGGAUCUUAUUUUCUGGAAUAGUCGUUUUUAGGUGUGGAUGUGGACUUUUUAGUAUCUUGACUUUUUGUUGAGGGGGUUUAUAUAAUUCAUUUAUCUUCGUUUUGUCAUUUAUAUGCUGCCUUGUAUUUUGAGUUUAGCCUAUUAAAUAGUAGAAUAUAUUAUAAUUAUAAUAGUGAUCAUUCUGGCACACUUGAAAAGAUUGUUACAAAGUAACAGCUGACCAAAGUGUCCCUUAUUCCUUCCGGAGGAACAGACCAAUGAUGAGAGAGAACAGAGAAUCCUGUUAUUGGCUUGUGUCACAAAUGGCAUCAUUCCCUAUACAGACCCUAUGGCCCUGGUCUAAAGUAGUGCACUACCCUAUGGGCCCUGGUCUAAUGUAGUGCACUACCCUAUGGGCCCUGGUCUAAAGUAGUGCACUACCCCUAUGGGCCCUGGUCUAAAGUAGUGCACUACUACCCUAUAGACCCUGGUCUAAAGUAGUGCACUACCCCUAUAGGCCCUGGUCUAAAGUAGUGCACUACCCCUAUAGGCCCUGGUCUAAAGUAGUGCACUACUACCCUAUAGACCCUGGUCUAAAGUAGUGCACUACUACCCUAUAGACCCUGGUCUAAAGUAGUGCACUACCCCUAUGGGCCCUGGUCUAAAGUAGUGCACUACCCCUAUGGGCCCUGGUCUAAAGUAGUGCACUACUACCCUAUAGACCCUGGUCUAAAGUAGUGCACUACCCCUAUAGGCCCUGGUCUAAAGUAGUGCACUACUACCCUAUAGACCCUGGUCUAAAGUAGUGCACUACUACCCUAUAGACCCUGGUCUAAAGUAGUGCACUACUACCCUAUAGACCCUGGUCUAAAGUAGUGCACUACUACCCUAUAGACCCUGGUCUAAAGUAGUGCACUACUACCCUAUAGACCCUGGUCUAAAAUAGUGCACUACUACCCUAUAGACCCUGGUCUAAAGUAGUGCACUACCCCUAUGGGCCCUGGUCUAAAGUAGUGCACUACCCUAUGAGCCCUGGUCUAAAGUAGUGCACUACCCUAUGGGUCCUGGUCUAAAGUAGUGCACUACCCUAUGAGCCCUGGUCUAAAGUAGUGCACUACCCUAUGGGUCCUGGUCUAAAGUAGUGCACUACCCUAUGGGCCCUGGUCUAAAGUAGUGCACUACCCUAUGGGCCCUGGUCUAAAGUAGUGCACUACCCCUAUGGGCCCUGGUCUAAAGUAGUGCACUACCCCUAUGGCCCUGGUCUAAAGUAGUGCACUACUACCCUAUAGACCCUGGUCUAAAGUAGUGCACUACCCCUAUAGGCCCUGGUCUAAAGUAGUGCACUACGUAGGGAGUAUGGCUCCAUUUGGGAUACAGCCAAUGUUGAAGUAUGUUUGUGUUGAACCGUAACUGUCCAGUUUGAAUGACUGCAUUUCCUGUUUAGAUUUUUGGAACAAAAGCUUUUUUUUUCAUAAUCUUUUUGCACACUCUCUUCCAAAACGAUGUCCUUUUAUAAAUGCUUUGAUCUCAUCACUUUUAGAAUGUGUCCCGCUGCACCCUGGGAUGCUUUUAACCACGUGAUGAAACCUAUUUAAUACCAAAGCUUUAUCUACUAAACCAGUGACUUGGGGCUGAUUCCUGUGGCAAUGUAUCAUAGGGGUGUUGUAAAUACAUUUAUAAAUUCAAAAAUGUUUGCAGAGUAAUUCAACUUUGAUCGUGUGGUUUUCAAUAAAACACAUUACUACCAAUCAAUAGCU
Salvelinus fontinalis (brook trout) is the source of this 3422-nucleotide messenger RNA. RefSeq names its product receptor accessory protein 3b (gene reep3b). Gene Ontology annotation, biological process: endoplasmic reticulum tubular network organization. NCBI's taxonomy places the organism in Eukaryota, Metazoa, Chordata, Actinopteri, Salmoniformes, Salmonidae. Gene Ontology annotation, molecular function: microtubule binding. Bases 312 to 1133 code for a protein of 273 amino acids. The record is from RefSeq and is a predicted model, not a curated record. The transcript is spliced from 8 exons. Gene Ontology annotation, cellular component: endoplasmic reticulum membrane; endoplasmic reticulum tubular network; cytoplasmic microtubule.